Messenger RNA from Phaeodactylum tricornutum CCAP 1055/1, 819 nucleotides. RefSeq lists its product with no specific name. Gene Ontology annotation, molecular function: cyclin-dependent protein serine/threonine kinase regulator activity. The record is from RefSeq and is a predicted model, not a curated record. The transcript has 2 exons. Bases 1 to 819 code for a protein of 272 amino acids. Gene Ontology annotation, cellular component: nucleus. Lineage: Eukaryota; Bacillariophyta; Bacillariophyceae; Surirellales; Neidiaceae. Gene Ontology annotation, biological process: regulation of transcription by RNA polymerase II.
AUGAAGCAUCAUUCUUCUCCCGCGCUUCGACCACCAUUUCCUUUGUUCCACGAACUGGAUCGUCCCGGCAUACACGACGAGCGGAUACGGCCGGCUCUGUGUGCCUUGCAGGUAGCUUGCCACGUUUUGAAAGUCUCCGUAGAAUGUCGAUUUACGGCGUCUUGUUUGCUACACCGCUUUGUAGCAGUACAGGUGGUAUCCAUAGACCAGGAUGAAUGGCAGUGGAUCACAAUGGCAUGCCUCUUUUUGGCGGGCAAAGUGGAAGAAGAACCCCGCCGUUUGCGCGAUGCCAUCAACUGUGCCUCGAUGAUUACCAUUCCUGCGCAAGUUCUUAACGAGCAAGAAACAAUCGGCGACUCGACCCAAACACAUGAAGAGUUAAAAACGAUCAACGAAAAUCUUGGGAGUUUCAAAAAGGUGCGAGUGCAAUGGAAUUCCUCACCGCCAGAAUUAGAUGAUGCGUACUGGGAUGCGAAGCGUCGUAUCGUCGAAAAAGAACAAUUUGUUUUGCGAUGGCUCGCGUUUGACGUUUCGGUUUCCCAUCCGCACCGAGGAGUUGCCGCAAUCGUCAACCAUCUCGUGGAUUGCUCACCUCAAUGGUUUGGCAUCGUUACCCCAGAGCAACUUGUGCAUCAGGCGUGGACACAUUGCAACGACGCUUUGUUUUCGUCCCAGGCGCUCAGUUAUCCGGUGAUGACACUAGCGUGUGCAGCUGUAUCGAUCACUCUUCGCGAUCGCAAUAUCGAGGAGUCCAUGGAAGAGCAAGAUUGGUGGAAACACUUUUCUGUCCCGAAAGACAAGGCUGCUAGCAAUACGUGA